Bacidia gigantensis is the source of this 2748-nucleotide messenger RNA. RefSeq lists its product as uncharacterized. The transcript is spliced from 3 exons. Bases 1 to 2748 code for a protein of 915 amino acids. The record is from RefSeq and is a predicted model, not a curated record. Gene Ontology annotation, molecular function: serine-type peptidase activity. Gene Ontology annotation, biological process: proteolysis. Lineage: Eukaryota; Fungi; Ascomycota; Lecanoromycetes; Lecanorales; Ramalinaceae.
AUGCUCCGUCCACGGUUAACGGGUGUACCCCAGAAGGAUCUCACCGUCUCCGUUAUCACCAUCACAAUUCCAAAAGUUGUGUGGCAAACUAAACUUAGAACCGCUUCUCUCUAUGAUAAUGUGUCAAAGCAUUGUGCUGCCUGCUGCUGUGAUGACUUCUUCACCGCCGACCUUGUUUAUCAAUGCUUGAUCACGGCGCCCUUCAAUCAGACCAUAGCUCUACAGUUCCUCCAAUACUAUGAGGAUACCCUGCAGCUCCAGACGACUCAAGCAUACCUGAAACAGCCACCUUCAGACUAUCAGCAGCCAUCUUUCGAUCUUUACGGCGGUCUUGACAAGAUCCGUGACCAAGUGAAUCAAGGCGGAUUCAAGAAUGAGUAUGAUUUCGAAUAUGCUGUGCAACAACUCGUGCUGCAGACCCACGAUGCCCACUUGCUUCUUGCAUACGGUAUAAUGAGCAUAUUCAGCUUUGGAUCUCCAUACGGUAUUGUCUCGGUAUCAACAAAUGGCAUCGAGCUUCCCAAGAUAUUCAUAACCGAUGAUUUGUUGGAAGCCCAGAACGACGAUGCAGAUUGGGAGGCAUCGCCAAUCACGACAAUAAAUGAUCAAGACGCCGUAGCGUACCUAGAGGAUUUUGCGACGCACAACGUACAAGGCUACAUAGAGCCAAACGCCGACUUCAACAACCUCAUAACGACCCCUGCCAAUGACAUCCAGGGUAUCCUUAGCACUUUCGAAGGGUCUUCGAUCUUCUACCCUGGUGUCAACAUAACCUUCAAAUUCGAGAAUGGAACGGUUGUCGAUAGUGAUCCUUGGCUGGCUACGUGGGGUCCGUUCACUGAUCCAUCUGAUGCACCCAACAUCAUUACUGGCCAGCAGCUCUUCGACUGGUUCAUACUCGGCAUUGACAAUACUGAAGUUCCUGAUGACACGCCAACGUCUUCUGUUGCUGCAGAUGCAACGGCGACAGACGCGCCAACAAGCUCGAGCAGUGCUGCUGCAGAUAGCUCAGAUAGCUCCGACGCUGAUUCAUCUGACGACAGCUCUGAUGGUUCAUCUGAUGAUAGUGAGGACGACUCCAUUUUUGACGGAGACUCAAAUCUCCUUACGUCUUGGAACAACAUCGCCUAUCCAAUAGACCCAAUUGCCUCUCAGGCCAACCUUGGUGACAACGGCGGCGUGCUGACGGGCUAUGUUCUCAACGACAACAUUACGGCCGUCUUGAGCAUUCCAAGCUUUGCAAUGACCGUAGAAAACGCCUUCUCAUUCUCACAGACCGUGCAAGACACCAUCACGCGGACCAAAGCCGCUGGCUGCACCAGAAUCAUCGUCGAUCUCCAAGGCAACAUCGGAGGAAGUGACUUGCUCGCCACAGACGUAUUCAAACAAUUCUUCCCAACCAUCGAUCCAUUCGGCGGAGCACGUGCGCGUGCAGAGAAGACUGGCGACGCCCUCGGCAACACGUUCACAACUUUCUACGAGACCCACCAAUUCACCGACGCAGACAGCCCAACCUACGAAGAGCUCUCCGCCAGCGAAUGGGUAGCGACCUCCUACCUCUCCGCCUCCACAGGCCAAAAUUUCACCUCCUGGGGCGACUACUUCGGCCCCGUCCCCGACCACGACGACUUCUUCACCCAAGUCCAACGCAACAACCUCUCCAGCACCGUCUUCACCGAACAAGUCGCCGGCAUCGUAAUCGCCGGUUUCGCCAACCGCACCGCCAGCCCCCCACAACCCUUCCCCUCCAAAGACGUCAUCCUCCUGACCGACAGCCUCUGCUCCUCCGCCUGCGCGCGCUUCGUCGAAAUGAUGCGCACAGAGGGCGGCGCGCGCACCGUCGUCGCCGGCGGACGGCCAGACACAUCGCGCAUGCAAGCCGUAGGGGGGAACAAGGGCGCCGAAUCCUACAGCUCAUUCGAUCUCGACAUCGACAUCGCGACGGCAAUCGACACGUUCAACGCGAGCGUGGCGGGCGACCUCCCCAGCUCUCGCAGCGACGCUGUGGAUUUCGUGCUGCUCUACGCGGGCUUCAACAUCAAAGACGGGAUGCGCAAGGGCCAGAACACGCCGCUGCAGUUCACGUAUGAGCCGGCGGACUGCCGCAUCUUCUACACGACAUGGACGUUCUAUAAUUACAUCAAUCUCUGGAAUUAUGUUAUUGAUGCGCUGUACCGCAACCCAUCCCUCUGCGUCGCCAACACAAUUGGUCCUAACCCUUCAAACCCUACGACGCCGUCCGUGGGCAGCGCAAUCAUGAAGGGUCUCUCCGCCCCGCCUGCCCCCUCUCCCUCCCCCUCCUCCCCUUCCAAGCUCAAACCAAAACGCUCGACCACCAACUCCCGCAUCUUCGGCCGCAAUCAAAAAUUCAAGAAGCGCUCGCACCAGCAACGCAAACGCCAAACCUCCCUCCCCUCAAUCUCAACCCAACACUUCGACCGCCCAGCAGCAAUAGACCAAUGCCAGUCCUGCAAACGCGGCGAAUCGUGCUUCCCCGUGCCGUUCUGCCAAGAAGGCGCUUUAAAAUCGAUCCCGAAAUGCGUGCGGACGUGUAAUCAGAAAGCGUCGAUCGGGUGCCCUGGCGGUGAUGUUUGCUAUACGAAAGAUCCGGCCAGGGGGGGGCAGGGGGUGUGCUUGACUGGGGAUCAGAGCCAAGCCCAACGGCGGUGCGGCGCAGGGAAGGGAGGGAGUUCGGGCAUUGGAAAGGGGGGAGUAAGGCGAGUCCGAAUUUGGCCGCCGCCGGGUUGA